This is a messenger RNA of Metopolophium dirhodum (rose-grain aphid), 5077 nucleotides long. RefSeq lists its product as uncharacterized. Bases 244 to 1965 code for a protein of 573 amino acids. The record is from RefSeq and is a predicted model, not a curated record. The transcript has 10 exons. NCBI's taxonomy places the organism in Eukaryota, Metazoa, Arthropoda, Insecta, Hemiptera, Aphididae.
CCGCGUGUUAAAACAUAUUCUACUAUGUAUACUUAAUAACUACCUAUAUGUAUCUGUUUAGCGAAUACAAAAUAUGUAGAUUCAUAUUCAAAUACACGAAAAUGUUAGCAGCGCGGCAUACCACUCGUAUCAACAAGAAAAGAUAAGUCGACUUAUCCACAAAAAACUCAAUCCUGGACAAUACAUAAUGGAGGUUGAUGGAACUGCCUGUCCAAAUGCAAACAAUUGUCUUGGAAUGUAUACAUGGAUAUAAGGUGGUUAUGUUUGGUGUGCAUAAUAAUGUUAUCUAGCUGCAAUUUACAGAGUUUCGAACAAGAAGAAGAUAAUCUAAUAGACUCCAUGCACAACUAUACAAAUUUGAAAAUAUUUUUAUGGUCCGGUUCAGGAGAUGGUUCGAAUGAACCAACACAAACAACCACCACUAAAAAAAUGCCAUCUUAUUCAGAAAAUCCCGAGGACUGUAUAGGCGGGCAAGAUUGUAACAUUCAACCUACGACGUCUAUUACGCCACAUCUCGGGGUUAUUGACAUUCCACAAACUGCCGAAAUACCAAACAAAGAAUAUUGGAUAGUAACAGAGUUAAAUUUCGACUCGCCAGCAGAUGUUCAUAUUUCCAUACCAGUCAUAAAAGAAAAAUUGGCCAUCCUCUACACGAUUGCUUUUACUAGACAACAGGCUCGGCAUCUCGGACUAAAUUCGAAUUGGACCGAGGAUGAAGUAAGCUCAGAUCGGAAUCGAAGAUGGGAUACAAACGAAAAACCGAUUAAAGUCAAAGUAGACGUUCUAUCCGUACUGAACAAAUUGGAUUUGGUUUAUUUCGUCAGCGUAAACGACCAUCCUGUGUCUGCUGCAACAGCAGUACGUGACAUGAGCCUUGUCACGACACGGGAAGUUGCAGAUCAUUUGGGAUACGCUGUAAAAAUAAAAGCCCGCCCUUACCUAGAUGGAUUACAUUUUCAAAGAGUUCGUGGUGUAAGUUAUGGCGAGAUUUGGAUUUUCAUCACCGCCACAUGUAUAGUUAUACUGGUACUCGUUACUGGCGUUGUCGUGGCGCAUAAGAAAAAAAGAAGAAAAAAUAGCAUCAGCUCCGACAGGACUAACAUGGCGUUUUGCGAAGAUCAAACUCCUCACAACGAUGUAAAAACAGAGGCUACGUCUACUGAAGAUAUCGGUGCUCUCCACACGCCUGAACCAAAGCCGAGAAAUAGAAAUAAAAUUUCAAAUUCAUUGCUUUCGAUGCAAGCAGUUAAUAAAUUUCAAAAAGAUUCGAUACCUGGACCGUUAACAGAUGUACUGGAUGGACUUAACGGAAGCGAAAAUAAAAAUGCACGUACAGUGACAAGACACGAGAGUAUUAGUGGUCAAGAUCCUGGAGUGGUUGGACCUAUAGUUUGGGAUUUACACUGUAAACAAAUGAAAAUAAAAAGUAACGAUCAGGAUGACGAUUCGUGUUCGAGCUUUGACGCUUUCAACGCCAUGGACACUAACGUCACAAAAAUGCGACAAAAAUUUCACGAAUUACUUGACGAUGCAUUCACUUUGUUCGGUAGUCGAAACUCAAGUAUGAACAGCGACGAAAGUACCCCGUCAAUAAGUAACCAUGAACAGAGAUCAAAAUCAGCUCCGUUUAGGUGUUCCGCCACUUCCAGCGGCCGUCCGACCGGCCGGCCAAAGACGUCGGCGGACUCGAAUGGCCGGGCCGCGGAAGACGACCAACUCGCGGCACCGGCGGCGGCCAGCCCUUGCUGGGCGCUGUCGCCGGGCGAGGCGUGGGCCGGUUCGGACCAGUCGGUGUUCGUGCCGCGGCCGUUGAGCGCGGGCCCGUUCCACCGGCCGGCCGUGCGCGCCGAGUUCAUCAGCUCGGACGCCAACCUGUCCCCCCAGGACCCCGCCGUGCCGCUCAUCGAGGCCAUACGAAAGGAACUGGACAGAUUCCCUUCGCCGCACGCCGACUCGUCCCGGUGACUCAUAUUAUACACGCGCGUACGCGCUGCAGUGUUAUACUGUGCCCAUACAUUAUUAUUAUUAUACAUUAUCAUCAUCGAUCGUCGGGCGCGCGCGCGUACCUACUACAUAAUACUAUUAUGCUUGUUCGAUGUGGAUUAAUCCACCUUGACUGCACCCGUUCGACGAACCCCUCGCGUCGUCGCCGCCGCCACCGCACGCAGAUACGAUGAUUCAUCGCCGCUUGAUGAACGAUAAUAAUUUAUAGUACGAUUAUUAUUAUUAUUAUUAUUAUUAUUACUUAUGAUAUUUAAUAUUAUUAUAAUAUUAUUAUUUAUAUUAUAUUAUAUUAUAUUAUUAUUGAGUAUAUAAAGUGCAAUGUAUUAUAUACUCAAUGAUAUUAUUACUAUACUGGCCUUGAGCCUCCUUCGCCAGUUUUACGCGUGGCACAUCACGUCGUGACGGACAAUAUAAUAUUAUUGUGAAAUUUUUUUCACCCCCCCAUCCGUGGAUGAUAUAAUAUAGGCACCUCAUACGGACGCCUUGUGUAUUCCCUAUUACCGAAUUGGUUCCCGGCUAUAGUUACUUAGGACUUAGGUAAUACAUUAUUUACCGUGAAUUGGUUCCGAAUAACUCUCAUUAUAAUAUAUAGGUUAUAUUAAAACUGUGCUGAAAUUAAAUUUAUCAACUAUAUAGUUCUAGACUAUGGUUACAGUUUGAACACUAAAAAAAAAAAUCAAAGUGGGUUCCUCAUUUGUAAGUUUUAUAUGACCAGAAAUAGGGUAGAUAGAGAAUGAGUUAAACAGGAGAAAUAUUGUAUAUUAGGCACAUACGAAAUGUGUUAUGUAAUAUUAUUAUUAAAUGCUAAUAGAAUUUAGGAUUUAAAAAGAAAAUUUCCCGAGAUCGGUUUAAAACAUAUAUAUAUAGGUACUCACUAAAGUAAUAAUAAUUAUUAUUAUGAUACUACGAACCUGUAAUGUAAGAAAUCCAGUUAUAUGUCAGGACGAUUGUGAGAUCAAAUAUAGAUGAAAAUCUGACCAACUUAGAAGUUUGAAAUUAUUAAUUGUGGGAGUAAAAUGUCCCACGUCAGCAUAAAUCACAAAAUGUUUAGUUUCACGUCCGUCCACCAUAAUCGCGUCUCGUUUUUUUUUUAACAAUUUUUUUAUUCAUUUCCUUAUAUUAUCAUAUUAUAGUUUUGUUUAAUAUUGCCAUACAAUUAUGUAGCUUUCAUUAUUUUUAUUUUAUCAAUACAACAUUGUAGUAUAAUAUGUCAAUAAAAUACUGCAGUGUGUCUACUUAACUUACAUACGUCAUGUGAAAAUGUGUAACAAUUAUAAUAUAAUACAUGUAAUUUAUACUAAUGUCACACAUUCAAUCACAGUGCACAUAUUGUGUUGUCGGAUGGACGAUCUCGGCAUAUCUACUUCCUCCCACUGUCUCAGCUUCUGUGGUUUGGUGUGAGGAGGCCAAUGUCAAAAUGGUCAUUUUCGGAAAACAAACACCGCGGCGUUCUUCUAAUAAUAAUAUCGAUACCCGCCCGCACAUCAAUACAAAUGCGGAUGAGAAUUUUUAAAACGUUAGCUCGAAAAUGACAUUAGCCCUAUUUGCACCGAGCCACGGAUAUAUUGUAUAUAUAUAUAAUGUAUACCUUUUUUUUUUUUUUUUCCCCAUUUUGAACCGACGACGCCGCGGGAACUGCUUUCGCAAUGCUUCCGCGACGCCGCCGUCGUUUAUUUGAAAACAAAUAUAUUAUACAUACGGGGGAGGUAGACGGGACAAUACCCCGACUUACCACCCCUAAACAUGACGUUUAUGGUAAAUUUUAGUUAAUUUUAAGUCUUCGGCGCCUUACUUGUAUUCUAGGGCCGACCGGAGUCCGCCGCCCUGGUCAUCUCCUCGUUCGUCCUAUGCAGACUUCCGGUGUGGUCCACAUCCCUCCCGUGGUGUCAUCGUGGGGGAUGAAGAACGGUGGUCGGUGGCACCUCCGACGCAUCGCUGUUGCGAAGUCAAAUAUGUACGCGAGCCGUUCUUCAUCCUGCGGCUGACGUCAGUCGUGCAGCUGAUCCUCCCGCUCGUCUGCUUCUUUUCUGUUCGUGAUUGAUUCCACCAUAUAGCUGUGAACUCACGUCUGUUCGUCAUGGCCUGUUCUGCGAUCCUUCCCCGGGCUGUCGGUUCUUCCGGUAGUUCGUCGGGCCGAGGGCCGCACAGGAUUUCCUGCACGUCCCCGGGAUCUGGUGGGCGUCGGAGAAUCAUAUAUACAUUAUACCUAUAUAUAUAUACAUUAAAAUAUAAUAUAAUAUGCGCUUGUGCUUAUUUACUAUGAUAUGUUUUACGCGUGAGUCGUCUUCAAAUUCCAGCAAACUCCUCAAAACUCGUCGUGUGGUGCACCCACCCAACAGAUAUUGGACGGACAGAAUGUUACGGGACAAAAAUGUUGUGCGAUACACGCGAAAAAUAUUUGUUUUUAACGUUGUAAAAAAACGCGCGCACACAAAAGGCCAAAACGUCCACGUCUAUGUAAUAUAUAAACUACGAGUCCCUUCAAUAUACCAUAUUAUACUCCCAUACAAUGAUUGUGAUUGUAAUGCAAAUACAUGAUAUUAUGUACGAAGAUAUCACGCCGAGAACGGUAUAAAUGUUAAUGUCGUUGUUUAGCGAAUCGUGAUUCGCGAUAAAAGUAUAAAACUAAAAUGUUAUAUAUUAUUAUAAACACGUACACACAUUAUACGUUUAUGCAUUUACACAUACAUAAUAAUAUGCGUAAUUAUGACAGGCAGAAUUCAUUUAUGGACAAUCGUCGAGUAAUUCGUAUAAUCAAAUAAUGUACGUUGGUUUGUAAUCUAAAUUAUAUUUUUGUCUAAAAAUCUAUGUGUUGUCUCGUGUUGUACGGAUAUUUUAUUUUGAAUAUGAAUAAUAUAAUAGUUUGUAAACGUUUAUAUACCUACCUGUGUUGUACCUAUAUUAUAAUAUAAUUAUUAAUUUGUAAAACAAUUACAAUAUUAUGUGUUCCGUUUUACUAUUUCUGUAAAUAUUAAAUAAACCGCAUUGUACGAUAAUGCUUAUGAAUUUACUGUUGGCCGUUGUAAUAUUAUGACAAUGUAUCUAAAACGGAGCGAUUACAAAAUAAAACAAU